Messenger RNA from Syzygium oleosum, 1212 nucleotides. RefSeq lists its product as uncharacterized. Bases 1 to 1212 code for a protein of 403 amino acids. The record is from RefSeq and is a predicted model, not a curated record. Lineage: Eukaryota; Viridiplantae; Streptophyta; Magnoliopsida; Myrtales; Myrtaceae. The transcript is spliced from 4 exons.
AUGGUUGAUUCAUCACUUGGUGCCGGUGGUAUGAGUGUGGGAUGGAAGGAUUUCAAGAACGCACGUCAAGGUGAUGCCUCACCGCACUCUCACCAUCUUUGCGAAAUCCUGAAGGCAAAAGUCAAUCAAGUUCAUGAUUCUGAAAAUGUCGUGUCUGCACAAAUAAGCAACUUUUUGAGAAAGGCCGAUGACGGAAGAUUGUUGAGGACUGCUGGCUAUAACAAGUACUAUGGCAGCUUCUUGUCUUUAAGUCGUCCACCUCAGAUUAAGGAUGGGAGUAACACACCGAUAGAUGUGAUUCACAAUAAAGGAUUGGACCUACGUCUCACCUUAGGUCGCAACUACGAGGAAAACAUUGUUGAUGAAGAACCUAACCAUGCAUCUGGCAUGACCAUUGCUUAUAACAGGGCGAUUGUAGACUAUCCAAAAUAUGCUCAUUUGUCAGGAGCAACUAGCCAGACGAACAUUAUUGAGUUGAAUGCUCAUCAGAGUAACAUGUCGGUGUAUGUAGUUCGCAACGGUGGAUGCAAUGCGCAUCGAACCUUAGGUUGCAAUGAUAAGCACAAAGGAAAAGCCAUUGUUUUUGGAGGAGUAAAGGUCACUGCCAAUGACGAGGCAAUGAUAGACAAUCAGAACUUUGCUCAAUCUUCUGAGGCAACUAGUCGAGUGGGCACAAUUGAGCCUAAUGCUCAUCCUUCUCCAGAGAGAAAUUCAAAUCUGACGGGCAAUACAAAAAAACCAAAAGCUUUCCAAGGAGAGAAGCCAAAGGUGACGGGUGAGCCUCACCCUAAUGCAUAUUUGUUGUCCGUCCCUAAUCUAUUAUCAACUGGAAUAUUUGAUGGUGCUCCGGUGAAGUACAUUUUGAGGAGGCGUAAUAUAAUGCUUCGUGGUGCUAUAAGAGGGGAGAAGAUUCUUUGCGGCUGCAAUGAAUGCAACAACUCUAAACAUGUUAGUUCCUACAUAUUUGAGCUCCAUGCUGGAGGGAGGACGAAGCAUCCGUAUAAUUGCAUCUAUUUGGAGAAUGGCAAGACCGUCUACAAAGUUUUUCAGGAGCUGAGGGACACACCAGAAGAUGUGCUUUUUGAUGCAAUUCCUAUCAUCGCCGGUUCCGCUCUCUGGAUAUGGUUUCUGGAGUUCUUCGUCAAUUGUGGUGAUGUGGGUGCUUAUCUGUUCAGUUUGAGUUCUUUUCUGGAGGCUCCCGAGCGCGAAUAA